AUGAUGACAGUGAUGUGGAUGCGUUUCCAAUCGCGCGUGCUCUCAACCACCGUUCACGAACUUUUCUUCGCCGACGACUGCGCCCUGAACACCACCUCGGAAGAGGAGAUGCAACGGAGCAUGAACCUCUUCUCCGCCGCCUGCGAGAACUUCGGUCUGGUCAUCAACACGCAGAAGACGGUGGUCAUGCAUCAACGGCCAGCCAACACAGCCACUCCCCCCAACGCGCCGCAAAUCAGCGUGAACGGAACCCAACUGCAAGUGGUGGCAGCACCCUCUCCCGUAACACCAAAAUUGAUGACGUGA
Messenger RNA from Spirometra erinaceieuropaei, 306 nucleotides. The record is from the annotation of a GenBank genome assembly. Lineage: Eukaryota; Metazoa; Platyhelminthes; Cestoda; Diphyllobothriidea; Diphyllobothriidae.